Sesamum indicum (sesame) is the source of this 618-nucleotide messenger RNA. Lineage: Eukaryota; Viridiplantae; Streptophyta; Magnoliopsida; Lamiales; Pedaliaceae. The record is from RefSeq and is a predicted model, not a curated record.
AUGGCGAAAAGGAACGCUGCUAGAAACUCCAUCAUGGCAGUCACUAGAGCUGACGGGACUAUUAUCAUUGCUGCCGAUGAUAUUGCCCAAGAGUUCGUUGAUUACUACACAUCACUCUUGGGCACCGAGGCUCACACCAUCCCAGUCAAUGACGGUGUGUUCGAUUGGGGCCCCAAACUCUCCUCUGAGCUUACCGAGGAACUUUGUAGGGAAGUCACAACACAGGAGGUCAAGGAAACCAUCUUCAAUAUUAAUGACUACAACGCAUCCGGCCCCGAUGGAUAUUCUUCAUGCUUUUUCAAGAAAGCAUGGAAUGUGGUGGGUGAUCAAGUAUGCAGGGCCGUUUUGGAUUUCUUUAAGAGUGGACGGAUGCUACGGCAACUCAACCACACCAUCAUUGCUCUCGUGCCCAAAUCAGAGCAUUCCACCUAUAUUGCCGACUACCGACCGAUUUCGUGCUGCAAUGUUAUCUACAAGGCCAUCACGAAAAUUAUCUCGGACCGCCUCGCCCCUGCAUUGCAGCACUUAAUAGACCGUUGCCAGGCUGCGUUUAUUGGAGGCCGCAACAUAACAGACAAUAUUUUCUUGCCCCAAGAAAUGUUCGGAAAAAUGAGAUGA